UUUUGGGUAAGAAGGGAGAGAAAAUUUUCUGGUAAAACCAGUUUUAAGAAUCCUUUUUCUUAGCCGUGCGUUGGUUCUACCAAAGCAAUCAACAACGCCUCCAAAAAAUCGGAGAAUCUUGAGAGUCUGUGAGGCAGUGGUUCGAUGGAUUUUCAAGUGGUGGUUUUAGCAGAAGGGACCUCUAAAAACCUCGUUCCUCUCGUCUCCAACGUCCCACCACCAAUUUCACACACUUUUAAUUUUUCACUGAAAAUUUUCUCUUUCUCUCCAAUUUUCCUUGCUUCCAAACACUCCCCAACUCCAACUCUACAUCUUUUUCUUCUUCUCUGAUUUCUUACUCUCUUUUUUGAUUCCAGGAGGUUCCCAAGGCGCUUCUUCCUGUGGCCAACCGCCCGGUUCUCUCCUACGUUUUGGAGCUUUUGGAACUGGAUCUCAUUGUUGUGGUCGAAAGGGAAAGAUGCGGCUCUUCGUGUUGGUGGUUGGAUUUCGGGAGCUUAUUUGGACCGUUUAUAUGUUGAGGGUAUUCAAACGAAGCAGAGAGAGAGAGGGGUAGAUGGUCCAAAAUUCGAAUUUUCAGCCAAAAAAAAUAAAAAACAAAAAGGUCCAGAAUUGUAAACAGUAAGUCCCAAUUAGAAGAUGGAGUCGAGGGAAAACCAAUUUGCGUUCUGUAAUCAGUAUUUUGGUAGAGAAUGGAACACAGAGAUGGUCAAUCUUCCCAAGGUGCUUUUGAAAGGAGGAGGUAUAUGAAUUUGGUGGUUCAGAGGGCUCGUCAUCCUGAGCUCAGAGCUUACAUUCAUUCAGCUGUUUCUGGACUUCUUCCUUUUAUCCAAAAGGGUCUGGUAGAGCGAGUAGCAGUUAUCUUCUUCAACACUGACAACACACCUGUUGAAAGAUUCAUGUUCAAACUUGUAGUCAACCAGUCUUAUGGCUCAAAGGUUGAAGCAGCCGACUUAGAGUUCUCUCUUAGGUCGUUUUUGGUCAAGCUUUCGGUCUCAGAACCCCUCACAAGAGCUUUAUCUCAUGAUUGCAGGUGGAAGAUAACAGCUUAUUUCCGAUCCGUUCCGGAGGCAGGCAUUAGUAAGGAUGCAGGGUUAUGGAUCCCAACAGACACAAACCAGUGGCAGCAACCUCCAUUAAUCACCCCGAUCAAGUCCAUGAGCAGUGAGCUUCUGAGCGUGCAGUUAUACUUGGAACAUGCGAUUUCUGAUGAACCAAAGACUUAACAUUGGAAGUACAGUCAUUGAAAUCAAGCAGCUCCUUAAUGUAAGAUAAGGGCUUCAAAUACGAGUCUCUGAUGAGAGCUCCUGAACAACUCGUUUCAUUGUCGGACGAGAUUUUGGAGAGCUGUGCAAGCAUGCUAUUGCUACCUUAACUAGACAGAGAACUUUCCUAGCCUCUUCAUGUGUUGGAGGAGAUAAGCGCUGGUCCAAAACAUUCAUUUCAGCUAUUUGAUGAUAAGCAAGUGUUGCAGAUGAUGGGAACAAUGAAGGCAACAAAGAUGAGAUGAGAUCUCCUGGAUGCUUCCCCAUGAGUAUCUCCAAUGUCACCACUCCAAAGCUAUACACAUCGCACUUCUCAUUCACUUCCAUUGUAUAAGCAAGUUCUGUUAAAUUGGAUCAACAUCAUUGAAUUAGUAACAUUAUUUAAAAGGGAACUAAUAAUUAUAAUAAGAUCAAUUUAUUGUUUACCUGGA
Ziziphus jujuba (common jujube) is the source of this 1693-nucleotide messenger RNA. Its product is annotated as DNA polymerase zeta processivity subunit. Gene Ontology annotation, cellular component: zeta DNA polymerase complex. The transcript is spliced from 7 exons. The coding region runs from base 690 to 1223 and encodes 177 amino acids. The record is from RefSeq and is a predicted model, not a curated record. Lineage: Eukaryota; Viridiplantae; Streptophyta; Magnoliopsida; Rosales; Rhamnaceae.